Heterobilharzia americana is the source of this 747-nucleotide messenger RNA. NCBI's taxonomy places the organism in Eukaryota, Metazoa, Platyhelminthes, Trematoda, Strigeidida, Schistosomatidae. The record is from the annotation of a GenBank genome assembly.
AUGAACAAAAAAGAAUUAUAUCUUGCCACCUCCAUGGAGGAGUUGAAAAAGCUUUCAGUAGUUAAUAUCCAGUCAUCGGCACCUGAAGUCCUGAAGCGUGAAAUGUCUUUAAUAAAAUGUCAGGCUAAUGAAGUUUGGGAGCAUGAUGAAGAGCGUGCCUAUGUACUGUUCAUGAAAUACUUUGAUUACUACGACAAGUUGAAACAAUUAACAAAUAAAAAAAGCAAUAUAAUUCUGAAAAAUGAAUUACUGUGCGCCAUUGAACGUGCUGAAAUAUUAGAUGCCAAUUUGCAGGCAAGAUAUAAAAAAUUACAUCAAUCAAGUUUAUCUGCAGUGAAAAAACCUGUUGAAUCAACAACUUAUCAAGGACCAGAUAAAUCUCCUUCCACAAUCAGCUCAUCAUGGAUACAGUCCAACGAGUUAGCCACAAUUAUUAAACAGCAACAGAAUUUUCUCAUUAUUGAUGUCCGUACGAAAUCUGAAUUCGAACAAUGUUGUAUUGCAUUUGAAAAUGUUAUCAACCUACCCUGUGAUCUCUUACAACGUGGAACUACAGUCAAUACUAUUUCAAAUUUCUUAAAAAAGAACAGUUUAUUUAAAAGACUUUGGGAAAAUCGAGGCGAAUUUAGUGGUAUAAUAUUAUUGGAUGAGAAUGGAGUUGAUUCUGAUCAUUGUGUGUUAGAUAGGAAUAGUUCUCUACAGAUCCUGAAAGAUGCCAUUUUUAAGUGGGAUGCCGAAAAACAGUAA